GCUCCAACGGCUUGACGGCAAGCGAUGUCUGUCGUGUGCAUCAGAAAUCGACAAUUAAAGCUUGACAAAAGAUCUUACUUUUUUUGUUAUAAAAGAGCAGGUUGAGGAAACUCAUAUCUUUCCUUCUGAUUUUGGAUAGCCGGGCUUUUGAAGUAACCUCCACCACCUGGUGGGCUUCAGCAAACGACUAGCGACCAAAGAGGCGGGAGGAGACGCAUCCAACCAAUUUUGUUGGUCGCCCAGGACAUUUGCAUAGCGUGGCGAGGCCCGACCUGAGCUUGAUAUUGGCACCGCUGAGUUCAAAAUCCAUGGCAGAACGGCCAGUCAAGCGUCUUCGCCAACAGGAAGACGGUACGGACGUGCCUCCGUACCACCAUAUUUCGACUCCAAACGACGCUGGCGAAAGCAGUGACGAUUGGCAACCACAGACCCCAAGCAACAGUCGCAACGCGCCUUCCGCGGGUAGCAUGUCAAGGCCACAGAAAGCCACGGGAGGAAUACCGUCUUCCCCUUCAGUUACGGUCUCUCGAUCGCCAUCAAGCCCACCUGAAGAAACCAAGAGGUCGAUUCGCUUAACAGUAAAAAUGCCAGCCAGCAAACUCCGUGAGGUCACGUCUAGCGCAGACGCCCGUCCUCACAAUAUAUUUACGGAGCCAGUGGUCAUCACUGGGCCAAGAAGCAGUCGAUCUAAAAAGAAAAUUGUCGAGGUUGAUAGCGACGAAGAAGAUGAUGAUCUGGAAUCUGCUAUAGAAGCAGAAGAAGAAGAAGAUGAUGAUGAUGACGAUGGUGAUGAUGCAGCGAAUGAUGUCGAUGAAGAUGAAGAAGAUGAAGAAGAUGACGAAGAGGAGGAGGAUGAUGACGAUGAUGCAGAUGCUGAAGCGGACGAAGACAUCGACGCUGAAGGUGAUCCUGAUCCGGACGUUGAUGCUGAAGGCGAUAUCGAUAUGGAUGAUGUCCCCCCAGUUUCUCACCACCAUCGGUCGAGACCAACUGUCACCGUGACUCCGGUAGCAGCAGCUAAGGUGAGAAACGUCGAAGCCAGGAAUGUUGAUUUAGAGGAAGAAGACGACGAUGACGACGAAGAGCUCUCUGAAUUGGACUCAGAGCCUGAAGCGGAAAAAGGUGAAGACACCAUUCUCCAAGAAGAAGGAGAGGACGAAGAGGAGGUUGAAGAAGAAGAGGAUGAAGAGAUGGAGGAGGAAGAUGAAGAGGAUGAAAUUGCCACUCCGAUGGAAGCCAGCCGCGCAAGCUCGCCAGGAUACACUAGCAGAAUGACCAAACGUCAAAGAGAGCGCUUACAGUAUGGGGACUUCUUGCAAUUGCCUAUGGAACCGCAAGUUAAAAAGCAUUUGACAGCGGAGGAGCACGCAAUGCGCCGCGCUGAAAUGGCACGACGGAGGAAGAACCUCAGCGAGAAACGUAACGAAGAAGAAAAAAUGGAUACUAUCAACAAACUACUCAAAAAGCAGGCACCGAAACGUCGAGGCAAAAUUAGCGCUGCAGAAACGGCAGGAGAAGCUUCUCCACGGGUUCAAGAGGCUGAGGAAGGCUCUCAACCCGAGCCUACUAUGGUGCGAUAUGCCAUGAACAGAGAUGGCUGCAGGCUGGGCGUACCAAACGAGUGGCUUGGAACACCUGCCGGCCUAGUCUUUGGAAGCCGUACCGCAAUCCCUAGUGGCCAGGGACAUGGUAGACUUGUGGAGGAACUAUGAGAUUAUGCAACAUCCGUCUACUAGCUAUAUUGUUGAGCAUCUGUGUCUGGGUUUUAUUUGGCUGCCGUACUAUAUUAAUCUAGCGGAAACGAUGGAAAUUGGCUCGAGUAUAUGGAUGUGACGAGGUGAUAGUAUGUACGGUACGGAGCACACACGUUUCGGUUAUUAAAACUGAUCACCUGUCUAUGA
Coccidioides immitis RS is the source of this 1901-nucleotide messenger RNA. RefSeq names its product ino eighty subunit 2. The record is from RefSeq and is a predicted model, not a curated record. Gene Ontology annotation, cellular component: Ino80 complex. Bases 309 to 1712 code for a protein of 467 amino acids. Gene Ontology annotation, biological process: chromatin remodeling. NCBI's taxonomy places the organism in Eukaryota, Fungi, Ascomycota, Eurotiomycetes, Onygenales, Onygenaceae. The transcript is spliced from 4 exons.